Amphibalanus amphitrite is the source of this 1584-nucleotide messenger RNA. RefSeq names its product mitochondrial amidoxime-reducing component 1-like. NCBI's taxonomy places the organism in Eukaryota, Metazoa, Arthropoda, Thecostraca, Balanomorpha, Balanidae. The record is from RefSeq and is a predicted model, not a curated record. Gene Ontology annotation, biological process: nitrate metabolic process. Bases 41 to 1027 code for a protein of 328 amino acids. Gene Ontology annotation, cellular component: mitochondrial inner membrane. The transcript has a single exon. Gene Ontology annotation, molecular function: molybdenum ion binding; nitrate reductase activity; molybdopterin cofactor binding.
UCCCGUCCCAGUCGCCUGUCGGUGUUAGUCCGGGGAGGUCAUGGUCGCGCGCCCGUCUCCGCUGCUGGCCGCCGCCGCCGUUCUGGCGGUGCUCGGCGCCGCUGCUGCCGUGGUAGUGGCGCGGCGGCGACAGCGACGCUCCUGGACACCCAUUGGCACCGUCGGGGCGCUCACCCUGUACCCGCUGAAGUCUGGCGCCGGCCAGCCGCUGCAGCGGGGCCGGGUCACCCUGCUAGGUCUGCAGACAGCGGACGGCGCCCUCGACCGCAGCCUGGCCGUGGUGUGUGGUGGCAAGGUGAUGGACGCUGGCACGCGCCGACGUCUGGUGCUCAUCUCAGCGGAGAUAUGUGCUGGCGAGGUGACGCUGUCGGCGCCAGAGGUUAAGUCGCUGACCGUGCCGCUGCCGAAGGAGGGUGAGGCGACCAUGAUGGAAGUCGACCUGAAUGGCCACCCCGACUCGGGUGCCGACCUCGGCCCCGAGGCCGCGCAGUGGCUCCAGGAGUUCUUCGCCGACGGCAAAUCCUACUCGCUGAUGUACUUCCUACCCGGAGCGGUCACCCCGCGACGCACCUCUCAGCUUCCCCGGCCGUACGUCCACCUCGCCGACCCCGAGGACGCCGUCACAUACAACUUCGUCACGCCCCUGUCGGUGAUCUGCGACGCCUCCAUCGACGAGCUCAACCGGCGCCUGGCCAGUCCGGUCACCGUCCACCAGUUCCGACACAACAUCGUCGUCGGCGGCGCGGCGCCGUUCGAUGACGACGACUGGCGUCUGGUGCGUGUGGGCGGCGCGCAGCUGCGCCGGGUGAAGCCCGUGCACCGCUGCGGCAUCACGCUGGUCGACCCGAGCACCGGCGAGCGCAGUGACGCCAUGGAGCCGCUGCGCACACUGAGGACGUUCCGGCUGGCGCGCACUGCCGAGGAGCGGCGUCUGUACAAGGAGGCGCCGCUGCUGGGCAGCGCGCUGGCCGUGGACCAGGAGGGCGAGGUGGCCGUGGGCGACACGGUGUAUGUCACCAGGGACUGAGGGCCGCCCUGAGGCACAGAUCAUAUGUCAUACGUCAUCAGGUGUAUGCCAUCAGGAACUGAGGGAUUGACAGGACACAGUGAACUUUACCUAGGGAACAGGGCUAAAGGGCGGCGUAGGACGAGGUAACGAGGGACUCUCUUCGAGGGACGAGGUUAGGAUAGGAGUCUUGUCUUGGGUUUAGAGCGAAAGGACAUAACUAAAACAUUAAAUAAAAGAGCAUAUACUGGCCCGCAAUUAAGGACGAUGACGAAAUGAAAGUAUAAAACUCAAAUCAGAUACAAGUGACAAACAGAUGAUGGCAGGUCAGAUGACCAAUGUUAAAUGCCCAAAACCGACCUGUUAGGAAGGCCCGAGCGGUCAGACCCAACCCAAAGGCCGAAGCAUGCUCCCAAAGCACGCUGCAUGACCAGAACAACAUCCAUCAACGAACAUGCCUAGCAGUCCAGUCCAUUGACAACAGGAACUUAAUCUUAGGAAGACUAGUUUAACAACGUGUAACUGAAUAAUGAACAUGACGAAUCGCCUCCCGACCUCCUAAUACAAGAUCCUUUUUA